Octodon degus (degu) is the source of this 558-nucleotide messenger RNA. RefSeq names its product casein kappa (gene Csn3). Bases 1 to 558 code for a protein of 185 amino acids. Gene Ontology annotation, biological process: lactation; protein stabilization. The record is from RefSeq and is a predicted model, not a curated record. The transcript is spliced from 3 exons. Lineage: Eukaryota; Metazoa; Chordata; Mammalia; Rodentia; Octodontidae. Gene Ontology annotation, cellular component: extracellular region.
AUGAUGAAAACUUUUCUUCUAGUUGUGAAUAUAGUGGCAUUAACUCUGCCAUUUUUGGCUGCAGAGGUACAGAACCAGGAACAACUGGCAUGUUGGGAAAAUGAUGAAAGACUGUUUAAUCAGAAAAAGGUCCUAUAUGGCCUAAGUAACCCUGUGCUGAAUACCUAUCUUCAUAAUGCACUCAAUUACUACCAAAAUAGAGCAAUGGUACCAAUUAAUAACCCAUGUGUGUGUCACCCAUAUUAUGCACAAUCUUUUGUGCUUCAGCCACAAGCCCAAGCAUCCAAGUGGCCAGUCCUGACAAAUAUCCCUCAGCCCACCAUUCGACAUCACCCAACCAAAUUCCCAUCAUUUAUGGUCAUUCUCUCAAAGAGAGCACCAGAAAAAGCCACUAUCCUUGCCACUGAGACCAUCGCUGCUCCCACGCCCACUCCAGUCACUGCUGCUGCAGAGAUCACAGCAAGCCCUGCGGACAUACUGGAAGUGCCUUCUGAGUUUGUUCGUGCCCCUGAGACCACCACUGUGCCAGCCACUUCACCCAUAGCACAGGAACAAUAA